AAUCUCACAGUCUCAAUGGACCUGAAUACACCGAUUGGACAACUCAGCAAGUUAUAACCGACAUGCGGGGUAUAUGCUGACCUCGGUCGACUGUUUCCCCGCAUAAACUAUCAUAUAUUCACCGCCUAGACAAGGCGUACCUCAGCUAUCCAUUUAAUCCAGGAUAUUCUUCUUAACUCAGGAUACAAAUUAGAACAAGGCAAAGCAGAGCUAAAAUGGUGGUCUUUCAGUCAGAUAGACCACAUAUCAACAUCCCCAAGGAUAUCACAAUCUGGAAAUGGCUGUUUGACUCGCGCUACUCCCCCCUAAACUCCAACAGCCCCGACAACCUCGGCGCCUUCAUCAAUGCCGCCACAAAGGAGAGCAUUCGCUAUGACGCCCUCAAGGAAUACACAACUUAUGUCUCCACUGCCCUGGUGCGCGACUAUGGCCUCCAACCAGGGGAUACCGUUGCCCUCUUCAGUCCGAAUACGAUUUGGUAUCCAGUUGCGAUGCUAGCCACUGUCCGUGUUGGGGGCAUAAUAUCUGGCGCCUCACCAGCAUACAACAUCGAGGAAAUGACAUAUGCUCUAAAAACCGGCAACGCAAAAUUCCUCAUGACCGUCCCUUCUGGCAUGGACGUUGCAAUCCCCGCUGCCCGGGAAGCCGGGAUUCCUCCCGAGCGGAUCUUUCUCCUUGAAGGCCAGAGGGGUGACUAUCUAUCCGUUCAGGACCUUGUCAAGAAGGGCAGACGCUAUGGACCCACUGGGCAGAUAACUCCCUUUGAGCUUCCGAAGAACAAGACGAAUCGAGAUGUGUGUGGCUUUUUGAGUUUUAGCUCAGGGACCACGGGGCUGCCGAAGGCCGUGAUGAUCGCCCAUCACAACGUCAUCGCACAAUGCAUGCAAGUCGACCAGCUUCUCCGGAAGGAUGUGAAGAAAUCCCUGGCUGUAUUGCCUUUAUUUCAUAUCACCGGCCUCGUUCACCAAAUGCAUCUCCCUAUAAUCCGGAAUAGCACCGUGUACAUGCUCCCCUCCUUCACCAUGGAGUCCAUGCUGGCCACAAUAGUCGAAUACCAAAUCACCGAAAUCCUCUCCGUGCCCCCCAUCAUCAUCCGUCUUCUAACCGACCCAAUUGUCUCCAACUAUGACCUCUCGCACGUGAAGACCUUUUCUUCCGGCGCAGCUCCUAUUUCAGGUGAAAUCCUCCAGAAGCUCAAGGCCCGUUUCCCCUGGACAGGGUUCAAGCAGGGGUAUGGGAUGACGGAGUCCUGCAGCUGUAUCACAGCUCAUCCGCCGGAGAAGCAGACGUAUGAGUAUGCGCAACGGGCGGGGAUAAUUGUUGCCAACACUGAGGUCAAGAUUCUGGACCCUCAAACAGGGAAGGAGAUGGGGCCUGGUGAAGAGGGUGAGAUCCUGGCCCGGGGGCCCCAGGUGGUCAUGGGGUAUUUGGGGAAUGAGAAGGCAACGCGGGAAACGUUUGAUGCAGACGGGUGGUUGCAUACUGGGGAUGUGGGCUUUAUGGAUCCGGAGGGCUUCCUUGUCAUUACCGAUCGGAUCAAGGAGAUGAUUAAAGUGAAGGGGAUUGGGGUUUCGCCAGCUGAAUUGGAGGACUUGUUGCUUGGACACCCUGUGGUGGAUGAUGCGGCGGUCACGUCGGUGGCAGAUGAUUAUUCGGGGGAGAAGCCGAAGGCCUACGUUGUGGUUAAGGCUGCGGCAAAGCCUAGACUGGCGACGGAGGAUGGCGUGAGGGCUGUUGGGAAGGAGUUGAUUGAGUAUGUCAGGGCGAAGAAAGUGCGCCAUAAAUGGAUUGUCGAGGUGGAGUUCAUGGAUGAGAUUCCGAAGAGUGCGAGUGGCAAGAUUCUACGGCGAGUGCUGAGAGAUCGGGAGAGAAAGAGGGAGAGUGGGGAGAAGAGGCUGGUUGUUCGGGAUCAGAAGGUGACCGCGAAGUUAUAAGUCGGUUAUCUCUAUACACAACAAGGCUGUCUAAC
Molecule: messenger RNA, 1969 nt
Organism: Aspergillus pseudonomiae
Lineage: Eukaryota; Fungi; Ascomycota; Eurotiomycetes; Eurotiales; Aspergillaceae
Product: acyl--CoA ligase
Exons: 5
Coding region: 216-1934 (572 amino acids)
Molecular function (GO): CoA-ligase activity
Source: RefSeq, a predicted model, not a curated record